Molecule: messenger RNA, 11855 nt
Organism: Lates calcarifer (barramundi perch)
Lineage: Eukaryota; Metazoa; Chordata; Actinopteri; Centropomidae
Product: echinoderm microtubule-associated protein-like 6
Exons: 43
Coding region: 865-6774 (1969 amino acids)
Molecular function (GO): microtubule binding
Source: RefSeq, a predicted model, not a curated record
GGAAAUACUAUAGAGAUGUAAUAAGAGAUGGAAAAUGACCAGUGAGCUCUGCAACUAUUCUAAAAUACCACAGACAAACACAAUAACAGUUUCUGUGGUGAAGCUGUAGAAGGUGGUGCAAAAUAACACCCAGAUUAUAUAACAGUGUCACUGUAAACUCACUAUUUACCUUGACUGACCCGCAAAAGGGAAUAUUAUAGGAACCAUAACCAGAGAGCUUCCAUGUUAAGUCACUUUAUUUCACUGUUGACUGCCGCAGACAGAGGAGGAUUAAAAUGACAUUAAAUGAACUGAAGUGAUAAUAAACUGAUUAUUAAGCAUCAGUUGGACAAUAUCCCUCCAGGGGGGAGCUUUAUAUUAGUUACUCAGCCUCCUCGUUCUUCCUGUUUGGAUAAGGACAGAGCACUAUGACAUUUCCAGUGCUGGUUUUGAUGAGAGUGUUGAUUUUUCAGAAUUAAAUUAUGAUAAUCAACAUAUGUGCCGAUAUAUUUUACGUCUCUUCCCUUCUGGUUUCUUUAAUGUUGUCCUCGGUGAUAAAAGCGUAAAUAACCAGGAAAUCAAGAAUGAAGAAUCGAAGAAAAUCUCAUGUCCACAGCUUUAUUCAUUAACCGUUAAAAAGAAAUGACAUGAACUCUUGCGUUGACCAAGAACCACUCCAAUAAACCCAAACAUAAAGAGAAUCAGAAUAAACCGAAGAAAAGUAUCAACAGUCGUCAGAUUAUUUGCGGACAAAAUCAAAAAUCGUCUCAUCUUAAGUGAAAUAUCAGUAAAUCUGCUCUUCUAGUUUGGAGGAUCUUGAACCGAAAGAAGCAGCAGCAGCGGCGGCGGCGGCGGUGGACACGGUGCCCCCUCAGAUGAGUGAACAUGUCGGACCGGAGCGCCCCGGGCUGCCGGCUCAGACUGGACUGGGUCUACGGGUACCGGGGCCACCAGUGCCGGAAUAACCUGUACUACACGGCCGGGAAGGAGGUGGUGUACUUCGUGGCCGGGGUCGGCGUGGUUUACAACACCAGAGAGCACAGCCAGAGGUUUUACCUGGGACACAACGAUGACAUCAUCAGCCUGGCGUUGCACCCGGAGCGCUCCCUGGUGGCAACGGGUCAGGUGGGGAAGGACCCUUAUGUGUGUGUGUGGGACUCCUUCACUGUCCAGACCAUCUCUCUGCUCCGUGAUGGACACACACAUGGCAUCGCCUGCCUCGCAUUCAGCGCUGACGGACAGCGGUUAGCCUCGGUCGGCCUGGAUGCCAAGAACACAGUGUGUAUCUGGGAGUGGAAGAGAGGAAAGAUCCUGGCUACAGCCACUGGACACUCAGAUAGGAUCUUCGACAUCUGCUGGGAUCCGUUUCAGCAAAACCGUCUGGUGAGCUGUGGAGUCAAACACAUCAAGUUCUGGUCUCUGUGUGGAAACUCCCUCACUCCAAAGCGAGGGAUUUUCGGGAAGACGGGUGACUUACAGACCAUCCUGUGCGUGGCAUCAGCUAAGGAUGACAUCACGUACUCAGGGGCACUCAACGGGGACAUUUAUGUCUGGAAGGGACUCAACCUGAUACGAACGGUUCAGGCCGCCCACGGGGCUGGUAUCUUCAGCAUGUAUUCCUGUGAGGAGGGUUUUGCCACAGGAGGCAGAGAUGGCUGCAUCCGGCUGUGGGACGUCGACUUCAAACCGAUCACCAAGAUUGACCUGCGAGAGGCUGAGCAGGGAUACAAAGGUCUGUCUAUUCGCAGCGUCUGCUGGCGAGCCGACCGGAUCCUGGCGGGAACGCAGGACAGCGAGAUCUUUGAGGUGAUGGUGAGGGACAGGGACAAACCGCUGCUGAUCAUGCAGGGACACAGCGAGGGUGAGCUCUGGGCAUUGGACGUUCACCCCAAAAAACCUCUGGCUGUCACUGGCAGCGACGACCGCUCAGUCAGGUUGUGGAGUCUGGUGGAUCAUGCCCUCAUUGCUCGCUGUAACAUGGAGGAGGCGGUGCGGAGCGUGGCGUUCAGCGUGGAUGGAUCCCAGCUGGCUCUGGGCAUGAAGGACGGAUCCUUCACUGUCCUGAGAGUCAGAGAUAUGACGGAGGUCGUUCACAUCAAAGACAGAAAAGAGGUGAUACAUGAGAUGAAGUUUUCUCCCGACGGAGCAUAUCUCGCCGUUGGCUCCAACGAUGGACUGGUGGACAUCUACGCUGUUGCACAGAGAUAUAAGAAGGUAGGAGAAUGCAGUAAAUCUUCCAGUUUCAUAACACACUUGGACUGGUCUCUGGACAGCAAGAUCCUGCAGAGCAAUGACGGAGCUGGAGAACGCCUCUUCUACCGAAUGCCCAUGGGGAAGCCAGUCGUCAGUAAGGAGGAGGUGAAAGGUCAACGCUGGGCAUCCUGGAGUGGUGUCCUGGGCUCAGAGGUCAGUGGCAUCUGGCCCAAAUACUCAGAUGUAACUGAGAUCAAUGCCGUAGACGCCAAUCACGCCGCCGCCGUGCUUGUCACCGGAGACGACCUCGGCCUCGUAAAGCUCUAUCGCUUCCCCUGUUUAAGAAAAGGAGCCAAAUUCAAGAAGUACAUCGGUCACUCUGCCCACGUCACUAACGUCCGCUGGUCACAUGACCUGCAGUGGGUGCUGACCACAGGUGGGGCUGACCACGCCCUCUUCCAAUGGAGGUUUCUACCAGAGUCUGUCAUGAAUGGAGGACUGGAAGUCAACAUACAAGACAGUCAUGGGGAUUCUAACAGUGAAGAGUCGGACAGCGAUGUGUCAGAUGUCCCAGAGCUCGACUCCGACAUCGAGCAGGAAACACAGAUCAACUACGACAGACAGGUAUAUAAGGAGGACCUGCCUCAACUGCGACAGCAGAGCAGAGAGAAGAAGCAGCAGGUUGGAUCUCUGAAGAGACAGAGAGGGCCAGACCAAGGCCUCCGGCUACAGUUUGUUCAUGGGUACCGUGGUUACGACUGCCGGAACAACCUUUUCUACACUCAGGGUGGGGAGGUGCUGUACCACGUGGCGGCGGUGGGUGUGGUCUACAACCGGCAGCUGCACAGCCAGCGCUUCUACCUUGGCCACGACGACGACAUCCUGAGCCUCAGCAUCCACCCGCUGAAGGACUAUGCAGCUACUGGACAGGUGGGGAGGGACCCAGCCAUCCAUGUGUGGGACAUCCAGACGAUGAAGUGCCUCUCUUUGCUGAAAGGAUUUCAUCAGAGAGGAGUGUGUGCUCUGGACUUCUCAGCUGAUGGAAAGAGUCUGGUCUCAGUGGGAGUCGAUGACGGACAUUCAAUCGUAGUUUGGGACUGGAAGAGAGGAGAGAAACUUGCUACUGCCAGGGGUCAUAAGGAGAAGAUAUUUGUGGUGAAGUGUAACCCCAUGCUGAUGGACAAACUGGUCACUGUGGGAAUCAAACACAUCAAGUUCUGGCAACAUGCAGGUGGUGGGCUGACCUUCAGGCGUGGUGUGUUCAGGAGCAUCGGCCGGCCGGAGACCAUGAUGUCAGUGUGUUACGGCCGCAGCGAGGCACUGGUGUUCUCGGGAGCUGCCACUGGAGAUGUUUACAUCUGGAAAGAACCACUGCUGCUGAAAACUGUCAAGGCCCACGAUGGACCAGUGUUUGCCAUGUUCUCCCUGGACAAGGGCUUCGUGACUGGCGGGAAGGACGGUGUGGUGGAGCUGUGGGACGACAUGUUUGACCGCUGCCUGAAGACUUACGCCAUCAAGAGAGCAGCUCUAUCCCCGGGCUCUAAAGGCCUGCUGCUGGAGGACAACCCAUCCAUCAGAGCCAUCACCCUGGGUCACGGUCACAUCCUGGUGGGAACCAAAAACGGAGAAGUUCUGGAGAUCGACAAGACUGGACCCAUGACCUUGCUGGUGCAGGGUCAUAUGGAGGGUGAGGUCUGGGGUCUGGCCCCCCACCCGCUGCUCCCCAUCUGUGCCACAGUUAGUGACGAUAAAACCCUGAGACUGUGGGAGACGUCAGCCAAUCACCGCAUGGUGGCCGUCCGCAAGCUGAAGAGAGGUGGCCGCUGCUGUGCCUUCUCUCCUGAUGGGAAGGCGUUGGCUGUUGGUCUGAGCGAUGGCGGCGUGCUAGUGGUGAAUGCUGACACGCUGGAGGAUCUGCUGAGCUUCCACCAUCGCAGAGACGCCAUCUCUGACGUACGCUUUACCCCAGAUUCAGGUAAAUACCUGGCAGUGGCAUCACAUGACAGCUUUGUGGACAUCUACAAUGUGCUGAGCAGUAAAAGAGUGGGGAUCUGUAAAGGAGCAUCCAGUUACAUCACACACAUCGACUGGGACGCUCGAGGUAAACUGCUGCAGGUGAACACGGGAGCCAAAGAGCAGCUUUUCUUCGAAGCCCCGCGAGGAAAAAGACAAACAAUCAGAAACUCUGAGUUGGAGAGAAUCGAGUGGUCUAGCUGGACGUGUGUUUUGGGUUCGAGCUGUGAGGGAAUCUGGCCGACGCACAGCGACAUCACUGACAUCAACGCGGCGUCACUCACCAGAGACCGAACUCUGCUCACCACCGGAGACGACUUUGGCUUCCUCAAACUGUUCAGCUACCCUGUCAGGGGUCAGUACGCUCGUUUUAAGCGCUACGUGGGCCACAGCGCCCAGGUGACCAACGUCCGCUGGGCUCAGGACGACUCCACCCUGCUGACGGUGGGCGGGGCUGACACCGCCCUGAUGAUCUGGGCGAGGGAGCGAGGAGGUGGGAUCAGUGGGGAGGGAGAGGGGCAUUUGUUUCGCGACAAUCGACCACCUGUGGACAGCGAGGAGUCGGACGACGACAUAGAGGAGGAUGGAGGCUAUGACAGUGAUGUUGCCCGAGAGAAGACGGUGGAUUAUACCACUAAGAUGUACGCUGUCAGCAUUAGAGAAAUGAGAGGAACCAAACCUCACCAACAGCUGAAGGAGCUGUCUGCUGAGGAGAGGCCUCCAGUGAGUCGAGCAGCGCCGCAGCCGGAGAAACUUCAGAAGAACAACAUUUCUAAGAAGAAGAGACUGGUAGAGGACCUGGUUUUGGAUCACGUGUUUGGUUUUCGGGGCUUUGAUUGUCGGAACAACCUGCACUACCUCAACGACGGCACAGAGAUCGUCUACCACACCGCCGCCACUGCCAUUGUCCACAGCCUCAGUACCGGAACUCAGAGUUUCUACCUGGAACACACUGAUGACAUCCUCUGUCUGACCGUCAACCAGCACCCAAAAUACAAAAACAUCAUCGCCACUGGACAGAUCGGCACCACGCCUUCAAUCCACGUGUGGGAUGCGAUGAGUAAACAGACCAUGUCCAUCCUCCGCUGUCCUCACACUAAAGGUGUCAGCUACGUUAACUUCAGCGCCACAGGGAAGCUGCUGUUGUCUGUCGGAGUGGAACCUGAACACACCAUCACUGUGUGGCGCUGGCAGGAAGGAUCUAAGGUGUGCAGUAAAGCUGGACACCCAGACCGGAUCUUCGUAGUGGAGUUUCGGCCAGACUCGGACUCCCAGUUCGUGUCGGUGGGAAUCAAACAUGUCAAGUUCUGGACGCUGGCUGGCGGUGCACUGAUGUACAAAAAGGGCGUAGUGGGGACGGUGGAGGAUGGCAGGAUGCAGACGAUGCUGUCGGUCGCCUUCGGUGCUAAUAACUUGACGUUCACCGGAGCCAUUAACGGGGACGUGUACGUGUGGCGGGACCACUACCUGCUGAGGGUGGUGGCGAAGGCGCACACCGGGCCAGUCUUCACCAUGUACACCACCCUGAGAGACGGACUCAUUGUCACCGGCGGCAAGGAGAGGCCGACAAAAGAGGGCGGUGCGGUGAAGCUCUGGGAUCAGGAAAUGAAACGCUGUCGAGCGUUCCAGCUGGAGACGGGACAGCAGGUGGAGUGUGUUCGAUCCGUCUGCAGAGGAAAGGGUAAGAUCCUGGUGGGGACAAAGGACGGAGAGAUCAUCGAGGUUGGUGAGAAGAAUGCAGCGUCCAACCUGCUGCUGGACAGUCACGCUCGGGGAGGGAUCUGGGGUCUGACCGCUCAUCCUGCUAAAGAGCUCUGCAUCACCGCCAGCGACGACGCCACCAUCAGACUCUGGGACCUCACUGACAAGAAACUGUUGAACAAGGUGUGUGUUGGCCAUGCAGCCCGGUGUGUUAGCUACAGCGCAGAUGGGGAGAUGCUGGCAGUCGGGAUGAAGAACGGCGAGUUCCUCCUCCUCCUCGCCAACUCGCUCAAGAUGUGGGCAAAGAAGCGAGACCGCAGCGCUGCCAUCCAGGAUAUCCGGUUUAGUCCAGACCGGCAGUUGUUGGCAGUCGGUUCAGUGGAGAACACAGUGGAUGUGUACGAUGUGAGCGCAGGACCGAGUCUAAACCGACUGAUUUACUGCAGCGACAUCCCUGCUUUCAUCCUGCAGCUUGACUUCUCUGCUGACAGCUGUUAUAUACAGGUGUCCACAGGGGUGUAUAAGCGACAGGUGUUUGAGGUUCCUUCAGGGAAGUUGGUGAGCGACCAGACUGUCAUUGACAGAAUCACCUGGGCAACCUGGACCAGUGUCCUGGGAGAUGAGGUUUUGGGGAUUUGGCCUCGAAACGCAGACAAAGCCGACGUGAACUGUGCCUGUGUGUCUCACGCUGGCCUGAACAUCGUCACGGGCGAUGACUUCGGAUUGGUCAAACUGUUUGACUUCCCCUGCACAGAGAAGUUUGCCAAACACAAGCGCUACCUCGGCCACUCGGCUCAUGUGACCAACAUCCGCUUCUCUCACGAUGACAAAUAUGUGAUCAGCACAGGAGGAGACGACUGCAGUGUGUUUGUGUGGAAAUGCCUGUGAAUGCAGAGAUUUCUGCCGUCUGGUGACGCUUUGAUCCAGAGCGCCUUAACAGCACCACAAGUGGAUCCAGAGGGAAUCGAACCCACAACCGGAACCAUCAACCUCUUUUUUUUUUUCUUUUCUUUUGGUGACAAGGCGGAUUACAGCCCACCGAUCCGACACAUGUCAUGAUGGAUCGCUUGACUCUGAACGUGAACAAACCAAGAAGAGGCUAAAAGAACUGAACUAGAAGAUUUAUCAGAUUUUCAGGAAAACAUCAGAUGGUUUUGAUGAAAAUCAUCUCUGAUUUUUCUGUCUGGAGCAGAGAAGCAGACUUUGUCAGUCAGUCUCCAUCUGCUGCUACUCAGAAUGCCUCCCAUUUGUGGGAUAGCUGCUGAAGUUGCUGCAUUUCUGAUGACAAACAAACAAGCAGCUGCAGGUCAUAAACGUAUGAUGUGAGCAUCUGGAGCUGCAGAAACAGUGUCAGAACAAAGGGGAAAAAGUUCAACACAGUGUGGGAACACAACAACAGUGUUUGUCUCUAUUUGAGAUUCUCAUUUUGGAUCAUCAUGAAGAAAAUCUGAACCACUUUCUGAUUAGGCUUUUGUAUUUGUAAAGGAUUAAUUAAUGGUAACUAAAGAAUUUACUGAGCCAUUUAUAUGAACAACAUCUGGUUUGCCAGGUUUGUCUUUUAGUUCUUUAAUUCAUUAGGGAGAAGAUAUCUUAAGUGGUCAAACAGUCCAUUGGAGAGGUCUCCUUAAUGAAAUAAAGACAGUGUUGUGCUGGAGGAGAUUUUCCACAACCUGGCAACCUUGAAGAUAUUCUCAAUAAUGGCUUACAAUGGAUCAAUAAAGUAUUAUAAAAUUAUUUAUUAACCAUUAAUAAAUCAACUCAUUACGGCUCAUCACCUCUUAACAGAAAGUGGCACUAGAAAAUCUUCUCCUUUAAACAAACCAUUUGACAAGACUCAGUUUUUCUCAUAAAUGAUUUCCUCCUGUCCAGGGACCAGAUGCAUAACACUGUGCAAAUUCCUGACUGCAACUUUGUGAACGUACAAGACAGAAAUAUUCAGAGACCUUUUUGUUUUUUCAGAUGUAUAAAGCAGGGUGUACACAUUGGCUGGAGCCAAUCCCAACAUAAAGGCGGGGUACACCCUGAACAGGUCACCAGUCGCAGGACCGAUAUAUAAAGACAAACAACCAGUCACACACACAUUUACACCUAUGGGCAAUUUCUAAUCACCAACUAAUCUUUAAACUAAGCUGCAUGUCUUUUGACUGUGGGAGAAAGCCACAACAGCACAGGGAGAACAUGGAAAGUCCACACAGGUGACCCCCAGUACAAACAACUAUGCCCAAAAAUGAACUCAAAUAAUUAUACAUGGUUGGGGAAUUUAGCAUUCAACCAGAUUCUGUCUCACUCUAGAAAAUAAUGUCUGGUGUGACAGAUUCAUGAGGAACACAUGCAUGCAAGUAUAUGUUUGUAUCUAUGCAUCAUUUAUACAUCUGACCCCUGGAUUCAAGUUUUGAACAUGUCUCAUGAAAGCCACUGAUGCUGCAUUUAUGUCAUGCUUGGAACUAAAACAUUCAAAUGAAAAAAAAAAAAAAAAAAAAAAAAAAAUCACAGAAAUCUGAUGGGACAAACAAAGGUUAAACAAAGUCAGUUUCUGGUUAGAUUUGAUCUCACGGCUGUUAGAAAUGGGAUUGGGAUGUGAUACUGGACUGUGGAAAAGUUAAGAAAUCAAAUUUACAGAAACCUCCUAAAGUUUGUCAUUACAGAGAAAAGAAACUUGACAUUUGAUUUAAAAUCACUUUUCAUUUCAGUAUCUCAUCACCCUUAAGUGCCUUUCUGGAUCUUUCUACCUGUGUUUGUUUGUUUUCUUUUUUUGGGAAGGAGGAUAUUUCAUACGCUGUAGUUUUUUUAAAUCCAUAAUUGAACUUUUUUUGGUACUCUGUCUGGUGCUACACUGAGAAUGUUCAAACUUUUAUUCAUCCAAAACGGACGAAAAAAAGAAAAGCAUUUUGCUUUGCUGCUGCUUUUUGUUUUAAAGACAUGAAACAUCCAAAGCAUUGUGAUCGUAUAACAACACAAGAAAAAAAAUAUAUGUUUCAGAGGAAUAUUUAUGGAAAUAUCUAGAUGUUAUUUAUGCCUAAUUUACACUUGUGGAAAUGAGUGUGUGGAUGAGUUUUCUGUGUCUGAACUGUUUAAUAUUAACUGUUGUGAAAAGUGUCAAAGAGUAGGCGAUGUGUAAAGAUGAACAAAGAAAACCAAGUUACACACCUGAUUUGUUGACUUGUUUACCCCUAUGUGCUCGAUUUCCUGAGGUCACUGAAGUAAUCACUGAGGCUGCAUUCAUCCAAAAUGUCAGUUUUUUUUAAGAUAAGAUGAAAUAAGAACACAUCAGAUCACAGAGGCCCCUCAUUUUUUUCUUGAAGGAAAGAAAUUUGCACCACUGAAAAAUCAACCAUGUCAAGAUCUCCAUCCCUCUUAAUUCUUUUAGUUUAUAUUUGUUUUGUAUAGUUUUAUCAAAUUACAGCAAUUUUUCUGUGUGUAAAGUCAGUAACUCACAGAAAUCCUCGGGUAAGGUUGUAUUAUUCCAUCACUGGAGGACUGUAAGGCUGCAACCAACAAUCAUCUUCAUUAUCAACACAUCUGACAAUCUAUCCUAAAUAAUCAUUUGACUGUUUAGUGUAAAAAAUGUGAAAUACAUCAUUCCUUAACAUAUCCAAAUGUCUGACCAAUGGUCAAAAACACCAAAUACUUACUAUCGUGGAAAACUGGAAAAACUGGUAAACAUUUGCACUUGAUAAGCUGGUACUAGUGAAUAUGGGGCAUAUUUUGCUUAAAAGAUUAUCAGACUUGUUGCCAAUUAAUAUUUUUGUCAAUAUCCCACUCGAUUAAUCAACUCAUCAUCUCUACAACACUGGUUGGUUUCUGGGUGUGUGGGGAAAUAAUGAAACUACCAUAUCUUGAAGGGGUCAACAGGGGCCUCUCAGGAGGUUAAACCAACCAUGCACAGUCAAUCUGAUGGCUGGAACCUGAAGAUGUUGUAUACUCACAGUAGUGAUUUGAUGAUUUUAGCAUCAGUCAGUAAAAACAGAGCAAGCUGAAAAAGAUUGAUCAGUAAAGUAAAACUUUGAUGUUGCAGCAGGAAAAUUAAGCCAAAAAUUUAAUUUCUUACAACUCAUAUUGAAACUGUUUUCUUGAACUUAAGGAUUUUCUUUUAAGGAUCAUACUGCAUAUUACAUAAUAAUUUCAUAUCAAAUUGAUUUUUUUACAAUGAUUAGCUUAAUUUCCGGCACUUGCUGGUUUCAGUUUGCUUCCAUGAAAUCACAUUAAACCUUUUUUUUCCUGUCCGAUUGUUUUCAGCAGAAACAAGUUGUCAGAUCAUCAGCUUUUACCUCUGUAAAGCCUGACACAAAACACAGAAUUUUGUGGAAUGUUUGUAUCAUGUGACACAUCAGGGUUUUAUGGUAAUGUCUUUCUCCUUUUUUAUAUUAUACAAAUAUUAUUUGUAUUUACAUCUAAUAUAUAUAUAUAUAUAUAUAUAUAUAUAUAUAUAUAUAUAUAUAUAUAUGCAUAAUUCCACUCCAGCUGCUGUAUACAACAUGUUUUUCAGGUGAAUAUUUCAAUGACUGAUCUUGUGGAUGUCUCAAACAUGUCAUCAAACACAUAGCCUUAUGGGGUUGUUUCUUAUUUUCACAUCCAACAGUUACAACAGUCAUUAAUUAGAAUAAGUUUGUUACCACCUCAAACUGCCAGCUGAGAUGCCCCUAAGUCUGAAGAGGUGUUCUACAACAACAGGUUAUAAAAGUUAUUUUCACUGAUUAAUAAAAACCAUCAUUGACUUAGUUACUGAAGAUUUAAGUCUCAUGAUUUCUGAAGCAAGUUGAGUCUCUGAACUGAAACCAGCUACAGCAGAAAAUGAUGGAUAAAUUAGUCUUAAAUGGUAAAUGGACUGUACUUAUAUAGUACUUUCUUUAGUCAAGUGCUCAAAGCACUCGCAUUCACCCAUUCACAUACACACAUUUAUACAGCACUUAUUCUAUACAUAAGUGCUCUCUAACGUAUUCAUACACACUGAUGCACACACAUCGGGGGCAAUUUGGGGUUCAGUAUCUUGCCUAAGGAUGCUUCGGCAUGCGGACUGGAGGAGACGGGGAUUGAACCACCGACUGCUCUACCUCCUGAGCCACAGCCGCCCCAUAAUGAUCUAAAAUGUGAAUUUUAAAGCUAAAAUACUUCACUCCUGCUCAACAUGAUUUUAUAUUCUGAAUCAGAAAAAAUAUUGAUAUUUGAGGAAAAUAUUUGUUUCAUUAAAGUUACAUCAAACAGAAAAACAUCUUGUUCACAUUAUAUUACAUUUACAAUAAAGGUGCUUUUAAUGUAAACAUUAUUAUUAAAAUGUCAGAAAAAAACAGAAACACUGACCCUUGACCUGAUGUAGUUCAGAAAAGGAUUUUAUGGCACAAAAUCGGUCUAAAAACUUCAAUCUCUGACUAAUUAAUCAGCAUAAGUCACUGAAUUUGUGACUUAUGACCCAUAAACAAAAAAAUAACUUAGUGAAGAAAUAUAUAUAGGUGAAGUCUUAAUGAUGCCAAAAUGGCCCUAAAAAGAUUUUUCACUGUGCUGUCUGCGCUUCAGAUUUAGUAGUAACAGUCUGAUGUACAGGUUGUUUGUGCAGAGUGCAUGUGUGGUGUGUUUAUUCAUGACAGCUGCAGAUACUUAAAAAAAAAAAAAAAAAAACACAACAGAAAAGGCCAAGGAACAUACACAAAAAAUUAUGAAUAAAUAAAUGUUGCAGUUGUUGAAGAUGUGCAGUGAAAAUGUUUUUCUGUGUACAGGUUGUCAGAUUGUGUAGCUCUUUUUUGUAUCAUAAUGUACAUGAAAACAUAAAAUGAUGCUCAGAUGCAUGAAUUUAUUUUUCAACCAAAACAUGUCUGUGGAUGAUGAUAAGCAGAUUUUAUGGUGUGAAUGAUGUUCACUGGUUGAUUUUUUUUAUACUGAGUUUAUUGUGAUCUGUGUGUGUAUGCGUGUUUGUGUGUGUGUGUGUGUGCGCGUGUGUGUUAGCCAAGUGUACAAACAGAUUAAAUGAGACUUGU